GAAGACAUCACACCCGGAAGUAAAGCGGCUCCGCGACGGAGCAGCGGUGCGCGCGGUAGGGACCGGAAUAUCCCGCUUUCUUUGGAGGAAACCACCGCAUCAGAUCUGCUCUGCGGCCUUUUCUCCAGUGAGGAGUGAACAGUGGGCACCUGAGACCCUGGCCCACGCUACUGUGCUUUCAGGCUACAGCCACUGGCACGGCUGACCAUGGCCCUUUCUGCGGAGACCGAGUCGCACAUCUAUCGAGCUCUGCGCACUGCUUCUGGGGCUGCCGCCCACCUUGUGGCCCUGGGCUUUACCAUCUUUGUGGCUGUGCUUGCCAGGCCUGGCUCCAGAUCGGUAUGGCUGCUUUCUUCUUGCCUCAGCCCCAUGAGGCCUCCUCUUCUCGUUCCAGGCCUGUUCUCCUGGCACCCGGUACUUAUGUCUCUGGCUUUCUCCUUCCUGAUGACCGAGGCACUACUGGUGUUCUCUCCUGAGAGUUCGUUGCUGCGCUCCCUCUCACGGAAGGGCCGAGCACGCUGCCACUGGGUACUGCAGCUGCUGGCUCUGUUGUGUGCACUGCUGGGCCUCAGCCUUGUCAUCCUCCACAAAGAACAGCUUGGCAAAGCCCACCUGGCCACACGGCAUGGUCAGGCAGGGCUGCUGGCUGUACUGUGGGCAGGGCUGCAGUGCUCAGGUGGGGUGGGGCUGCUCUAUCCCAAGCUGCUGCCCCGAUGGCCCCUGGCGAAGCUCAAGCUAUACCAUGCUACUUCUGGGCUGGUGGGCUACCUGCUGGGUAGUGCCAGCCUCUUGUUGGGCAUGUGCUCACUCUGGUUCACUGCCUCUGUCACUGGUGCAGCCUGGUAUCUAGCUGUACUAUGCCCUGUCCUCACCAGCUUGGUCAUUAUGAACCAGGUAAGCAAUGCCUACUUAUACCGCAAGAGGAUCCAACCAUGAGCUCUUCCCAGCCUAGGGGAAGCCUGGAUUUGUCCCUCCAUGUAGGAGCUGGGACUAGGUACUUCUUGAACUCUCUCAGCUGACUGAGUCAGGGGGACACCUCAGGCACUGGGACAGUUGGGCAGUUGGAGGCCCGUGUGUGAAUUCCUGCUCCUCAUGUUGGAGUGCCUCCCAUUUCCUUCCCCUCUCUUCAUCAUCCCAGAGGAACAUAGGUAUCGUGUGUCUGGAUGAAGCUGGGGCUGCAGGACUGCCUCCCCUGCAAGGCAGCUCAUACUUGUACUAUAUGUCCAGAAAUUUCAGGAGAGGAAAAAGUAAAAAAU
Molecule: messenger RNA, 1256 nt
Organism: Cebus imitator (Panamanian white-faced capuchin)
Lineage: Eukaryota; Metazoa; Chordata; Mammalia; Primates; Cebidae
Product: cytochrome b561 domain-containing protein 2
Exons: 4
Coding region: 208-936 (242 amino acids)
Cellular component (GO): endoplasmic reticulum
Molecular function (GO): transmembrane monodehydroascorbate reductase activity
Source: RefSeq, a predicted model, not a curated record